Prunus armeniaca (apricot) is the source of this 1269-nucleotide messenger RNA. Lineage: Eukaryota; Viridiplantae; Streptophyta; Magnoliopsida; Rosales; Rosaceae. The record is from the annotation of a GenBank genome assembly.
AUGGGUUUGAAACUGAAAAAUGUCUUGCCAAUGUUUGUGUUCUUGUUGUUAGCAUCCACAGCUAAAGCUCAAUCUGCUGCGUUAGAUGUGACAAGUGAAAAAUAUGGUGGAAAGCCAGACUCUGAUAUUACCCAGGCUUUAGAGAAGGCUUGGACAGAUGCAUGUGCAUCAACAGCACCAAGUAAAAUUGUUGUUCCAAAGGGAACAUUCAAGUUUGUAGGAACAACUUUUAAAGGUCCUUGCAAGGCUGCUAUUGAGUUUCAACUCCAAGGAACAUUGCAGGCUCCAGCAGAUGGCAGCCAGCUCCCGAAGGACGACACUUGGAUUGGUUUCGACAACGUCAACGGGCUCACCUUGUCAGGUGGUGGAACUUUUGAUGGCCAAGGAGCACUGUCUUGGAAAAACAAUGAUUGCAACAAAAAUACACAAUGCAAAUCUAAACACAUUAAUUUGAGGUUCCACUUACUCACCAAUUCCAAAAUUUUGGAUGUAACUUCAAAAGAUAGCAAAAAUUUCCACGUCAAUCUUUUGAAGUGCGAGAAGGUUGAAAUCAACGGAUUUACCAUCUCAGCACCUAAGGAAAGCAUGAACACAGAUGGAAUUCACAUCGGUCGUUCAACUGGGAUCAACAUCACUGACACAACCAUCGGAACUGGGGAUGAUUGUAUUUCGAUCGGUGACGGUACCAAGGACCUCACUGUGACCAACGUUACUUGCGGGCCAGGCCACGGCAUAGCCAUUGGAAGCCUUGGAAGGUACCCAGAGGAAGAACCCGUGUCUGGCAUCAAUAUUAAGAAAUGCACCUUGACUAAUACAACGAAUGGUGUGAGGAUCAAAACAUGGCCUGCUUCCCCAAAAGAUGGCACUGCCUCGGAUAUUCACUUUGAGGAUAUUACCAUGGUUAAUGUUGGUAACCCUAUCCUCAUUGACCAAGAGUACUGCCCAUGGAACGAAUGCAAAAAAGGGGCUCCUUCCAAAGUUAAGAUCAGUAAUGUUAGCUUCAAGAACAUCAAGGGCACCUGUACCGACCCAGUUGCUGUGAAGCUUGCGUGCAGCCCAGGCCUGCCAUGUGAGAAUGUGGAAUUGAGUGACAUUGAUCUCAAGUACACUGGAGACAAAGGCCCUAUUACCUCUGUGUGUUCUAAUGUCAAGCCGACAAUUAAUCGCGUGGCACAGCCUCUUGCUUGCGCUACCGAUGCUGCUGCUGCUGCUCCUGCUGCUGCUGCUGCUACUGCUGCUGCUACUGCUGCUGCUGCUGCUGCUGCUUGA